GGCAUUUAUUAAGGGGCGAGGAAGCAUGGUACUCGAGUGCAUUACCAAGGCGGGCUCCCAUCUAGGCCUAAGUAUCGGAUGAACAAUUAUGACAAUGUAUUUGUCCCCUAUCAAGCUAUCAGGGCCCGCCGACCGGAGAUCAUUGCUGGCUAGAGUGGCCACUCGUCUCACAGUCGACAAGUAUCGUCAUAGAUAAGUCAUCAACGACGCAAUCAGUCACACUGGGCGUCCUCCGGUCCCACCUGGACUCGCAUAUAUUCGGGUACGCUUGAAUGCGUAUCCUUGUCGACCAUUUCCUUCUUCUCUUCAACGAGAUAUGUCGGACAACCCCUCGUUUGUCCUGAAAAGCGUUGAGGACGUCGCCUUCGAGCAGCGCCCCAUUCCUGAAAUUGAGCCCACCGAAGUGCUCGUUGAAGUCAAGAAGACCGGUAUCUGUGGCUCUGAUGUUCACUACUUGCUGGAAGGACGCAUUGGAGACAACGUUGUAGAAAAUCCCAUGGUUUUGGGCCACGAGUCUUCGGGUGUUGUGGCUAAGGUUGGGAGUGGCAUUACCAGCCUGAAAAAAGGGGAUCGUGUGGCUAUCGAACCCGGUGCAACUUGUCGCAGGUGCGAGUCUUGCAAAUCUGGACGCUACCAGCUCUGCCCCGAUGUCCAAUUCGCUGCCACGCCGCCAGUUGACGGCACUCUCGGGCGCUACUACCGCAUUCCCGCUGACCUUGCUUACCUGCUUCCACCUCAUCUGACUUUGGAGGAUGGCGCUAUGAUGGAGCCCCUGUCUGUCGCGGUCCAUGCCGUCUCCACCCUUGGAUCUUUCAGAGCAGGCAAGAGCAUAGCCGUAUUCGGGGCCGGUCCCGUCGGUAUCUUGUGCAUGGCGGUCGCCAAAGCCAUGGGGGCCUCUCGAAUCAUUGCCGUCGAUAUCGUUCAAGGGCGACUAGACUUUGCCAAAUCCUACAUCGGAGCCGAUAUUUUCCUCCCUCCGUCUCCGGAAAAAGACGAGUCGAAAGCUGCUACAUCAAGAAGAUCGGCGAAAACAAUGAAGGAGCAGCUCAAGAUCACGGAGCGCGGGGCCGGCAGCAUUGAUUUGGUUAUUGACGCCAGCGGAGUGGAAGUGUCAGUUCAAACUGGCCUGCGCAUUUGCAAGGCCGCCGGAACGUAUGUGCAAGUUGGAAUGGGCAAACCAGACGUCACGGUUGACAUGGGAGUUAUCAUGCAAAAGGAACUCCAGUUGAAGGGGUCUUUCCGUUACGGGCCCGGAGACUAUCCGCUUGCUAUACAGCUCGUUGCUGAAGGCAAAAUCGAUUUGAAGCCGCUCGUUAGUCACAGAUACAAGUUUGAAGACGCUGAGACAGCUUUCCAGACCACACGCAAUGGUAAGAGCGAAGAUGGGAAAGGUGUCAUCAAAGCGAUUAUCUCUGGCCCUGGUGUUGCGGUAGAUUCGAACUAAAACGGAUGUCGUUACUUCAUUGGAGACUGCAUGCAGAUGUAUAAAGG
Messenger RNA from Coniophora puteana RWD-64-598 SS2, 1491 nucleotides. Its product is annotated as xylitol dehydrogenase. The coding region runs from base 317 to 1444 and encodes 375 amino acids. Lineage: Eukaryota; Fungi; Basidiomycota; Agaricomycetes; Boletales; Coniophoraceae. Gene Ontology annotation, biological process: D-sorbitol catabolic process. The record is from RefSeq and is a predicted model, not a curated record. The transcript has 11 exons. Gene Ontology annotation, molecular function: zinc ion binding; L-iditol 2-dehydrogenase (NAD+) activity.